Molecule: messenger RNA, 513 nt
Organism: Brugia pahangi
Lineage: Eukaryota; Metazoa; Nematoda; Chromadorea; Rhabditida; Onchocercidae
Source: the annotation of a GenBank genome assembly
AUGAAUGAUAAUGAACCUAAUGGUAAUAAUGGAUCGUUGCAACCAAAAGAUUCGAAUAAUAAAAAAGUAACAAAGUUUAUUUGUGAUAUUGAAGCAGCAUUAGAAGGUGAAAUAUCUGAUAUGGAAGAUGAAAGAGGACAAGUCAGCACCGAUAAUAAUAAAUUUAAUAAAUUAUCAAAUGAUGAUGCUGAAGAAACCAUAAAGAAGGUUCAAGAAGAAACAAAUAGAAAUCAUUUAGAAGCAAGAAUUGUUCGUUAUCCUAAUGGACAAUCAUUGGCACUUAAUAUCAUUCAUAAAGUAUACGUUGUCCACUUAGAGGAUACUUAUGCAUGGGUUCGUCUCUCCGAUGACAUUGAACCACCGUGUUUUGAUCAUGUAUACGCCGUAAUGAAAGAGACACAGUCGUUACAGUGGGAGGAAUUGUUACCUGGAACACCGUGCGUGGUACUUGCACGUUUCAGUUCACGCGAUAUCGUUAAUGGUGGAACAGCACGUGAGGUCACGAAGGUUUGA